Messenger RNA from Trichobilharzia regenti, 429 nucleotides. The record is from the annotation of a GenBank genome assembly. Lineage: Eukaryota; Metazoa; Platyhelminthes; Trematoda; Strigeidida; Schistosomatidae.
AUGUCUUAUAUGCUUUCUCAUUUAACAAAUGGAUGGCAGGUAGAUCAGGCAAUUUUGUCGGAAGAGGACAGAGUUGUAGUCAUUCGCUUUGGUCAUGAUUGGGACCCCUCUUGCAUGGUAAUGGAUGAGACGCUGUUUAAGAUUGCUGAGAAAGUAAAAAAUUUUGCUGUUAUGUAUUUGGUUGAUAUAACACAAGUCCCUGACUUUAAUAAGAUGUACGAGCUUUACGAUCCUUGUACUGUUAUGUUCUUCUAUCGCAAUAAGCAUAUUAUGAUCGACUUGGGGACUGGUAACAACAAUAAGAUUAACUGGCCCAUUGAGGAUGGACAGGAAUUUAUAGAUAUUGUCGAAACUGUGUACAGAGGUGCAAGAAAAGGCAGAGGUUUGGUUGUUUCUCCAAAGGACUAUUCCACUAAAUAUCGGUACUGA